Molecule: messenger RNA, 2683 nt
Organism: Oncorhynchus masou masou (cherry salmon)
Lineage: Eukaryota; Metazoa; Chordata; Actinopteri; Salmoniformes; Salmonidae
Product: netrin receptor DCC-like
Exons: 20
Biological process (GO): axon guidance; neuron migration; cell-cell adhesion
Cellular component (GO): cell surface; axonal growth cone; plasma membrane
Molecular function (GO): protein binding
Source: RefSeq, a predicted model, not a curated record
GGAGAGGUCUGUGAACGUGUCGGAGCCAGAGACCCUCCAGUUGACUGUCAGUAACCUGAAGCCAGAGGAGACCUACUCCUUCAGAGUGGUGGCCUACAACGACUACGGCCCUGGAGAGAGAUCCGAGACACUCAAACUCACCACGCCGCCUGAGUUGCAGGUCCCCGGGCCGGUGGAGAACCUCCAGGUAGAGUCCAUCUCCCCCACCUCCAUCCAGGCCUCCUGGGACGCCCCGGUCUACGCCAACGGGCCCCUGCUGGGGUACAGACUGCUCUGGACCGAGACACCCUCUGGGAAGGAACAGAGUGUGGAGGUGAACGGGCAGAGUUAUAAGAUGGAGGGGCUGAAGAAGUUCACAGAGUACUCGUUGCGUGUCUUGGCACUGAACCGUUAUGGCCCUGGGGUCACCACAGAAGACAUGAGCAUCACCACGCUGUCUGAUGUGCCAAGUGCUCCACCACAAAACAUCUCCUUGGAAGUCGUCCUCUCAAGAAGCAUUAAGGUGAGCUGGCAGCCCCCUCCUCCCAACAGCCAGAACGGGUUCAUCACCGGCUACAAGCUCCGACACCGGAAGACCGGUCGACGAGGAGACCAGGAGGCCAUCGAACCUAACAACUUCUGGUACCUGUUCACAGGGCUGGAGAAAGGCAGUCAGUACAGUUUCCAGGUCUCUGCCAUGACAGCUAACGGCACGGGCCCGGCCAGCGAGUGGUUCACCGCCGAGACGCCAGAGAAUGACCUUGAUGAGAGCCAAGUCCCGAAUCAACCGAGUUCCCUCCAUGUUCGACCCCUGCCCAACAGCAUCAUCAUGAGCUGGACUCCUCCCCUCAACCCCAACAUCCUAGUACGGGGCUACAUCAUUGGCUACGGAGUAGGAAGUCCCUACGCCGAGACGGUCAGGGUGGACAGUAAGCAGCGAUACUACGCCAUAGAAAACCUGGAGCCGAGUUCCCACUAUGUCAUCUCCCUGAAAGCCUUCAACAAUGCAGGAGAAGGGGUCCCCCUGUACGAGAGCGCUGUGACCAGAUCUAUAACAGAUACAUCCACCCCCAUGAUCCCCCCAGUAGGUGUCCAGGCCGUGGCCCUGACCCCAGACUCUGUCAGGGUCAGCUGGGCAGACAACUCCAUGACCAAGAACCAGAAGACCACUGAGGUUCGCUACUACUCCGUCAAGUGGAAGACCAGCUACUCUACUAGUGGGAAGUUCAAGUCUGCAGACACAACAGCCCUCAGCCACUCGGUCACUGGCCUUAAGCCAAACACCAUGUACGAGUUCGCUGUCAUGGUUACCAAGGGCCGCAAGUCUAGCACGUGGAGUAUGACCGCUCAUGCCACCACUUACGAAGCAGCUCCCAGCUCCGCCCCCAAGGACCUGACGGUAAUCAGUCGUGAGGGGAGACCCAGAGCUAUUCUGAUUAGCUGGCAACCCCCCAUGGAGACGAACGGACGGAUCAUGGGCUAUAUCCUGUACUACACCCUGGAUAAGAACAUGCCUAUAGAUGACUGGGUAAUGGAGAGUAUCAGUGGAGACCGUCUGACCCACCAGGUGAUGGACCUGAACCUGGACACCGUCUACUACUUCAGGAUCCAGGCUAAGAAUGCCAAGGGAGUGGGUCCCCUGUCAGACCCCAUCCACUUCAGGACUAACAAAGUGGAACAUCCAGACAAGAUGGCCAACGAUCAAGGUCGCCAUGGAGAUGGCGGCUACUGGCCUUCUGACAACAACCUGAUUGAUAGGAGCAGUUUGAACGACAUUGGUCAGAUGCGUCCUCCUCACGGCAGCGUGACUCCCCAGAAGAACAGCAACCUUCUGGUCAUCAUCGUGGUCUCCGUCGGUGCCGUUACCGUGGUAGUGGUUGUCAUAGUAGCGCUGAUCUGCACCCGGCGCUCCUCCGCACAACAGAGAAAGAAGCGUGCCACCCACAGUACAGGGAAGAGAAAAGGUAGUCAGAAGGACCUGAGACCUCCAGACCUGUGGAUCCAUCAUGAGGAGAUGGAACUGAAGAACAUGGAGAAGCCUGCCAGCGCUGCCCCCUCCGGACGCGAUUCUCCCAUCCAGGGUUCUAUCCAGGAUAUCAGGUCUCAGUCUGUCAGUCACAGCCAAUCAGGGAGCCAGAUGGGCAGUAAGAGCAGCCACUCAGGUGGAGACAACGAUGAGGCUUCCAGCUGCAUCUCAACAUUAGAACGCUCUCUAGCUGACAGGAGGGCGACACGUACCAAGCUGUUGAUCCCCAUGGACUCUCAGCCAAGCAACACCACUGUUGUCAGUGCCAUCCCAGUGCCAACCCUGGAGGGCAGUCAGUACCCUGGCAUUCUGUCCUCGCCCACCUGUGGGUACAGCCAUGGUACUUUGACCACUCACCCCAAGUUCACCCUGAGACCGAUGCCCUUCCCCAGCCUCACCGUGGACCGCAGCUACACAGCAGCGAUAUCGACAGAGGGCAGCGCCACGCUGGGGGUACAGCAGACCUUGAUCAGCAGCAGCAGCAGUAAGCCAGGUGUAGGAGAGGAGGUCGGAGGUACCUCGACCCGUACCAUCCCCACCGCCUGCGUCAGGCCUACGCACCCCCUACGAAGCUUCGCCAACCCCCUCCUGCCUCCACCCAUGGGGACCAUCGACCCCAAGGUCUACACACCCAUGAUGCCACAUUCAAGUGAGUCCAAUGUAAGGGACUGGGUUUGA